GUUGCAUCAGCCGCCGCCGCCGCCCAUCGCCCGAGGUCGAAACACUUCCCUUCUGCCUGCCAACAUCGAGCUUCUUCCUCCGUCGCCCACCGCGCAAGUCUCUCCAAAACCUUCUGCUUUCCCGCGGCUCCCACCCGGGGAGAAAAUUUCAACAACCCUCACGCCAUCCUCCGCUCUCUCCCGGAGCGCCUCGCCUCGACUCCGCAUACUAGGGUUUCUCCGCUCCCCCCGCCGGCCAUGGAGGCGGUGGUCGUCGACGCGGGCUCCAAACUGCUCAAGGCCGGCAUCGCGGCGCCCGACCAGGCCCCCGCGCUGGUGAUGCCCUCGAAGAUGAAGCUAGAGGUCGAGGACCAGCAGCUGGCCGACGGCGCGGUGGUGGAGGAGGUGGUGCAGCCGGUGGUGCGCGGCUUCGUCAAGGACUGGGACGCCAUGGAGGACCUGCUCGACUACGUCCUGUACAGGAACAUCGGCUGGGAGAUUGGGGACGAGGGCCAGAUCCUCUUCACCGAGCCGCUCUUCACGCCCAAGGCUCUUCGGGAGCAAUUGGUUCAGCUUAUGUUUGAAAAAUUCAACGUUUCAGGCUUUUAUGACUCAGAACAGGCUGUAUUGUCACUCUAUGCUGUUGGGCGCAUUUCGGGCUGUACAGUUGACAUUGGGCAUGGGAAAAUAGAUAUUGCUCCAGUUUGUGAAGGAGCUGUUCAACACGUAGGGUCGAAAAGAUUAGAGAUUGGAGGAGUUGACUUGACAAACUUUUUUGCACAAGAACUUAAAAAAUCCAAUCCAUCUGUAAACUUUGAUACUUCUGAUGUUGAGAGGCUGAAAGAGCAGUACGCAUGCUGCACAGAAGACCAGUUGGCGUUUGAAGCUAUAGAAAGCUCAUGCCAACCAGAAAGGCACACUCUUCCUGAUGGGCAGGUUAUAACAAUUGAAAAAGAGCGGUAUAUUGUUGGUGAAGCUUUGUUUCAACCACGCAUUUUGGGCUUAGAAGAUUAUGGUAUUGUUCACCAGCUAGUUACCAGCGUCUCAAACGUUUCAUCAGAGUACCAUCGGCAGCUGCUUGAAAACACCAUGUUAUGCGGUGGCACCAUAUCUAUGACUGGUUUUGAGGAUAGGUUCCAGAGAGAAGCAAAUCUGUCUGCUUCAGCAAUCCGCCCAUCUCUUGUCAAGCCCCCAGAAUACAUGCCUGAGAACCUAGCGAGGUACUCGGCCUGGUUGGGUGGUGCGAUUUUGGCCAAGGUUGUUUUCCCUCAAAGCCAGCAUGUCACUAAGGGCGAGUAUGACGAGACGGGCCCAUCCAUUGUGCACAAGAAGUGCUUUUAGAAACAGCUGCCUUGAACCUGCAUGAUGAGGAGGCUGAUCAUCGCACUACUCUUCAGUGCCCUGUGGGGACCUGUGCUAGCUUCAACCUGCGGUGCUAAUGCCCUUCGACAGCAGUUCCGAGCUGUUCAUGUGCAUCGGUUAGAUUGUAUUUCCCCUAGCUUAUUUAGAGUGCAGUAGAUUCUAAGAUUGACAUCUAUGCACUAGGUGUUUUAGCCCAUUGUCCAACUGUACCUGUAGUAGCAGAAAGUUUGCUGAGAUUGAUCUCUUUUGCAAUUUGCAUCACGAUGUUAAUCUGGCUUACGGAAUUGUAUGCAUUCUCUUGUUCUAUUCAUUCCUCUUACAGCGUC
Phragmites australis (common reed) is the source of this 1667-nucleotide messenger RNA. RefSeq names its product actin-related protein 7. Lineage: Eukaryota; Viridiplantae; Streptophyta; Magnoliopsida; Poales; Poaceae. The transcript has 8 exons. Gene Ontology annotation, cellular component: nucleus. The record is from RefSeq and is a predicted model, not a curated record. Gene Ontology annotation, biological process: anatomical structure morphogenesis. The coding region runs from base 238 to 1320 and encodes 360 amino acids.